This is a messenger RNA of Salarias fasciatus (jewelled blenny), 827 nucleotides long. RefSeq names its product somatomedin-B and thrombospondin type-1 domain-containing protein. The record is from RefSeq and is a predicted model, not a curated record. The transcript has 5 exons. The coding region runs from base 1 to 807 and encodes 268 amino acids. Lineage: Eukaryota; Metazoa; Chordata; Actinopteri; Blenniiformes; Blenniidae.
AUGCCAGUUCAGUGGAGCAGCUCUGUCAGAGUCGUCUCUCUGGGACUGUUUUUGACCCUCGUCAGUCCCUGCUGGUCGGGCUGCCUGGAGAAUGGUCUGUGCUGCGCCGGACGAGACCCAGACUGCAGCAGUGAAGGAUGGAGAUCAGACCGCUCAUAUGGCACCUGCUACUGUGACCAGGCCUGCGUCUCCACCAUGGACUGCUGCCACGACUAUGAGACUGCAUGUCCAGCCGUGAACUGUGAGGUGAGCGAGUGGACAGCCUGGUCUGGAUGCGCCGAGCCCUGCAAGGCCACGGUCCGCAAGAGGAGCAGGGUCAUCCUGCAGGAACCCCUGAACGCAGGGGAACCCUGCCCCACGCUGGAGGAGCACGCUGGCUGUGCAGAGUACUGGUCCCAGCAGCAAGGCCACUGUCAGAACUCACUGGUCCCAGCGCUUAUUACCACGGGUGGCUAUGGCAACGCCAGGAAGAAAAGAGACAUUCCUGACAGCACUGACAUUAUAGGGUACUGCGUCCAGUUUCAGCUGACCUCUUUGACUAAAGGAUGCCAGCAGAGUGAGGGCCCACACACACUGUGGAUGCAGGACCUGAAGGAGGGCCACCGUGUGUGUGUGGAGUGCCAGCCGCCUGCUCUCUCUGCUGGACAGAAACACUGUGCCGGAGACGGAGAGGAGGACGGCGCAGGCGGAAGACAGUCCCUCCAGUGGCAGGCUGUGGGAAACCCUCGGUGCAGGGGUGUGUGGAGACGCGUGGGGAGGCUGGAAGCUUGUUCCUGCCCAACAGCACUCAGCUUCCUCUUCAUCUGACCUCCUCCUCCCUUCUCCGU